AUGGAGCAGAAUGGGUGGAAGUAUGAGGCGAUUGUGGAAAGAAGUUUUAGCAGGCAAGACAGAAAGACAAUGGGAUAUUGGUGUGCUACUCUUGCCAUCUUCAUCCUCAUUCUCUCCUUCUGCAUUUUCUACAUCACUCCUAACAAUCAUCUUUGUUCCCAAAGAAAUGAAGCAAAACCAAUUUGUGAUUUGAAGCAGGAAAGAUCAAAUACCUGCGAAGCGAGCGGCGACAUAAGAGUCAUCGGCAACUCAUCCACCAUUUUUGUGGUCUCCAACGUCGUACAUAGUACCACGUCGUGGACCAUAAAACCCUAUGCUCGAAAAGCCGACCAAUACGCAUUGAGGAGGGUUCGAAGCCUGACCAUCGCGGAAGUGCACCAUUCCGACCAACGCAUCCGACGUUGCACCACAAAGUACGAUGUACCGGCCGUCGUUUUCUCCACCGGAGGCUACGCCGGAAACCUCUUCCACGACUUCACCGACCUCAUCAUCCCUCUCUACCUAACCUCGCAGGAGUUCCAGGGAGAAGUCCAGUUUCUGGUCACCGACAAAAGUACCGUUUGGGUCGACAAGUUUAAGGAAGUGUUGCAAAGGUUGUCAAAACACGAAAUCAUAGACCUAGACCGGGAAAACGACGCCGUCUUUUGUUUUCCAAGAAUCAUCGUCGGGUUAAAAGCCAACAAGGAGUUCAGCAUCAAUAACGUCUCUUCGGAUAAUAAUAUCUCCAUGAAAAACUUCAUGGCGUUCUUGAGAAACGCUUACAAUCUGAAAAGGGAUAAUAUCGUCACAAACGAGAAAUUAUUGCAGCCGCCGCGGCUACUCGUGAUCGCGAGGAACAAAACCAGGCGGCUCUUAAACGCCAACGAGGUUUCCGCGGCGGCGGAAAACAUGGGGUUUAAGGUUGUCGUAGAAGAAACAGACGCGAAUAUGACCCGAGUGUCGAAAAUGGUGAACGGGUUUGACGUGAUGGUGGGAGUUCAUGGGUCGGGGCUAUCGAACAUGGUGUUCUUGCCGGAAAACGCGGUGGUGGUGCAAAUCGUGGGGUUGGGGAUGAAUUGGGUGGCGAGGAAUGACUUUGAGCUGCCUUCAUUAGACAUGGGAUUGAGGUACUUAGAAUACAAGGUUGGUGAGAAUGAGAGUAGUUUGAAGAACUCUAGCUCCAUUGGCUUCAAAGGGUGGAUGGCUUAUACUUUUGCGUACUUAAUUGGGCAGGAUUUUACGGUUGAUGUGAAUAGGUUUAGAGGGACUCUGUUGAAAGCACUAGAGCUUUUGCAUGGUGCUUAA
Molecule: messenger RNA, 1284 nt
Organism: Ipomoea triloba (trilobed morning glory)
Lineage: Eukaryota; Viridiplantae; Streptophyta; Magnoliopsida; Solanales; Convolvulaceae
Product: alpha-1,3-arabinosyltransferase XAT3-like
Exons: 2
Coding region: 1-1284 (427 amino acids)
Molecular function (GO): glycosyltransferase activity
Source: RefSeq, a predicted model, not a curated record